Messenger RNA from Penaeus vannamei (Pacific white shrimp), 408 nucleotides. RefSeq lists its product as uncharacterized. NCBI's taxonomy places the organism in Eukaryota, Metazoa, Arthropoda, Malacostraca, Decapoda, Penaeidae. The record is from RefSeq and is a predicted model, not a curated record.
AUGGGUAUCACCUGUAAAGACUAUAUCACCAAUGUUGAAGUCCUGAGACGGGCGAACAUCUCAUCAAUGGAAGCCAUGAUUGCUCGCUCACAACUCAGAUGGACUGGACACGUCAUCAGAAUGUUCGAAGAACGACUACCGCGAGCUCUACUGUUUGCUGAACUGAAAGAGGGGACAAGGCCCCGUGACAGACCGCGAUUACGUUUUAAAGAUACUGUAAAACGUCGUCUGACCUUAGCCGGUAUCAGCUAUCAGCAGCUGGAGAAGCUGGCGAGCGACCGGGCCGGAUGGCGCUCAGUAGUGAGUGAAGGAACCAAAGCGGUCCACAGAGACUGGGUAAACCGAGAAAACGAACGGAGGCGUAGACGACAUGCAGUCGAUACAACCCCCGAAAUUGAACAACAAUGA